Molecule: messenger RNA, 2517 nt
Organism: Beauveria bassiana ARSEF 2860
Lineage: Eukaryota; Fungi; Ascomycota; Sordariomycetes; Hypocreales; Cordycipitaceae
Product: GTPase activating protein
Exons: 4
Coding region: 1-2517 (838 amino acids)
Biological process (GO): small GTPase-mediated signal transduction; cytoskeleton organization
Cellular component (GO): cytoplasm; plasma membrane; division septum
Molecular function (GO): GTPase activator activity
Source: RefSeq, a predicted model, not a curated record
AUGCCGGGGUUCGCCGACUCCUUCUGGUCCAACGACUAUGCUGGGGGGCUCGGUGUCUUGUUUGGAAAGCUCCAGCAAGGUGUCAUGGAAGACCGACAGAUCUUGACUCUUGCGCGACUACGAGCCGAAGCCGAGGACGUUUAUGGCCAGCGCCUGGCAGACAUUGCCCCAGCCGCUGACCGCGUCUCCGGUGGCUUCUCCCGAGAUGAUGGCGCUACUGUCCGCAAGGCAUAUGACGGCAUGCGAACCGAAAUGCAGGAGGCUGCCAAAAGCCACCAGCGCAUUGCCCAAAAUAUCCGCGAUCUCGUUGUUCACCCCUUCGCUCGUUGGUGCGAGGCUCACGAAGCUCGCAUCCAGGACUCGCAAGACGAUUUACAAGCCCGUACGAAAGCUCACGACCGACAGGCCGAAACUGUUAAGAAAUUGCGCUCCAACUAUUUCAACAAGUGCCGCCUAGUCGAAGAUCUCGAGGAGGAGAACAAACUUGCUUUCCAGGAGCCCGAGUCAAGCCCUAAAAACGCUUCACAGAUCCCCGAAAUCAAAGUCCAGCCUCACAAAGAAGAGGAGAGCCGUGACGACGACGACGUCUUUGAGAUUGGCGACGAGAUCUACCAACCCGAUCAGCUCAAAACAAUUCUCUCCAACAUGCUUUCGAAUAUCAAGAUGGGAGAGACCAAGGUGCCCAUUUUAGGCACCUAUCUCAACACUUCAGCUGGCUCUGAUAUUGUCGAGUACCUCCAACGCACCAUGGCCACGAGCAGUGUGAGCUAUGCCGAGCGCAUUGGUCAAGACCUCAUUUCCAACGGCUUGCUUCGCCUAAUUGGAAACGUCGGCAGCACCUUCGCCAAUAGCUCCAGAAUGUUUUACCAGUGGCGGCCAAAGGCAUUUCGUUUAGCUGGCGUCCCAGAGAAGAAACAGACACUCAGCCGCACAUUUUCUAUGCCCAUUUCAGAGUCGAGCGACUCUCCCGUUGUCGGUACUGUCACCGAAUACCUCGCAAACUGGAACGUUCUCAACAAUUCUCACCCCAACGAGACCCCCGCCCAGCGAUUGCAGAGAGAAGCGAGAGAAUCCGACGAGAAAUACAAGUCCGCCGUCAAGAAGCUGGAUCAGCUCAGAUGCGAUCUCGAACAGUCGAUUUUCAUUCACCUCAAGUUCCUCGAGCAGUGUGAGCUGGAUCGCCUCAAAGCCAUCAAGACUGUCAUACUCGACUUUUCAGGCACAAUCAGCAACGUUAUCCCCAGCCUGCAAUCCACAGUCGACAAGAUGAUGUUGUUCCAAGAGACUGUCCAGCCUUUGGGAGACUUACGAUACCUCUUGGAAACCUAUCGCACUGGUGGCUUCGCCCCUCGAGUUGCUGUUUAUGAGAAUUAUUACAACAAGGUUGAUGACCAGAUAUUUGGCGUAGAUCUCGAGGCCCGCGCACGUGCUGAUAGGAAACGCGUCCCCGUCAUUGUGACUGCCAUCUUGACCUACCUCGACCACCACUAUCCCGAUCUUGAGGGUGAUGAGGCCAGACGAGGCGUUUGGCUCGUUGAUGUUCCCUUGGCGCAGACGCACCGUCUUCGCGCAAAGAUUCACAACGAUGCUACAGUCUCCCAGGAAGUGUUUAGUGACUUUGAUAUACCUACUGUCGCCAGUCUGCUUAAGCUCUACCUCCUCGAACUUCCUGACUCUCUUGUAUCUACUCAUGUCUAUGAAAUUGUGCGCACCAUUUACAUGACACCCGCCGCCGAAAGCACUGACGCAUCGCGCAUCGCUGUUUUGCAACAAACGCUGUCCCAACUCAGACUGUCCAAUAUUGCAACUCUUGACGCCUGCAUGAACCACUUUACCCGGCUGAUUGACUUGACUUCUGCCGAUGAUGCAUAUGUCACUUCACUUGCUACUACUUUGUCGCGCUGCAUCCUCCGCCCACGCGUCGAGACAUCACUCACCAUGGAAGAGAAGCAUGCCAUCAGGUUGGUUCGUGACCUGUUUGCGCACAAGGAUGCCAUCUUUAGCGAACUGAAACGCAUGUCGACGCUGAAUCAUUCCUCGUCGGUCGGAAGCAACCGGCCUCGCGCUAUCAGUACAAACGAGAGCAACCGCAAGGCCCUGAUGGAGGAGCGAAACAGAGCCUUGUUGGAAAAGGCCUCGGCGACCCGCGGCCGCGCUACCAGUCCUGCUCCCGGGACGCGACACCGCCGGGAUCGUAGCAGCGGGGGAGCCGAGACCCGGUUCCCAAUCCAGACCAGUCCGACCGCGAACAACGAGAGACACAGAAGCAGCCUGGGCAGCCAUCUGGCUGGCACUGUGAACCGCAACAGCCUAGAGGUCCCCGCAGAGGGAACCUCGACGCCGCCUGAACCUGUCAACGGUGGAAUCGCGGAUGAGGCUGCCGACCGCGAACGCACCGAUAGCUUGACCAAGGGCACCCCGACGAGGUUUGUCGGCGGCCGCCGCGUGCCCAACUCGCCUCCAGUCGAGGACGUCGUUCGCGGAGUGACACUCGAGGAUAAGCCCAUGGACGACUAG